Molecule: messenger RNA, 1165 nt
Organism: Doryrhamphus excisus (bluestripe pipefish)
Lineage: Eukaryota; Metazoa; Chordata; Actinopteri; Syngnathiformes; Syngnathidae
Source: RefSeq, a predicted model, not a curated record
UUGAGCAAUACAGACCAAUUCAUACAAUCUUACAGGAGCAAGAAGUUUGAAAAUAUCGAGUCUUAAUAUUUUUCGUUUUGUAUGCCACCAGACAAAAGCUUCCCUUUUGACGGCAACCAAAAUAACAAAAAUGGCAUCUAAAGCGUAAGCUUCAUUCAGGAUGGUGGAUCAGCCUCCUCUGUGGGAGCUGAUAGGCACUGGCUUCGUGCGGCACUACUACCACUUAUUUGAAAAUGACAGAGCAAAACUCGCAGAUCUGUAUAUUCAGGAGUCGUUACUAAGCUGGGAGGGGGACAUACUCCGUGGAAAGGAACCAAUUAUGAAGAAACUCCUUAAUUUGGACUUCAAAAAAAUAGAGCAUACAAUUACAGCGCAGGACCACCAGCCCACCCCAGACAACUGCGUCCUGAGUAUGGUUGUCGGACAACUUAAAGCUGACAACGAUCAGAUCAUGGGUUUUCAUCAGAUUUUCCUCCUGAGGGAAAUAAACUCUUCAUGGGUGUGCACCAACGAAAUGUUCAGGCUGGCGCUUCACAACUUUGCUUAACCAGUUCCUCCACUCUGAUGGGCAAGAAUGCUGUAUAAUGAUGAAAGAGAGGGAAGACUUGGGCUUGGAGAAGAUGUUAAAAGCCCAUACUUCUAUUCUAUCUGCUUUGUUUGUCGAACAAGCAUGUGAACACCAGAAUUUGGAUGUCAAACUCAUAGCCCAGUCCUUCCCAUCCUGUAGAAAUACACUUCCAUAUUGUUUUUUUUUUCCUAUCAGGCAAGACAUUUGCGCUACUAUUUGCAGGUCUAGUUCAUUCUACUCACCUCUGAUAAUGUUUCGAUCGGGCAGUUUACAAAUUAAGCUUGGCUUUAUCGCUUCCAUUUUGCAUCUUGCCAUGCUGAGAUGCUACGACGUCUGCUCUAAAUUGCUUCAACAACGUGUAGUAGCUGAGAUUUUUUAAUCUUCCUUCGGCGAGUACUUCAUUACCAUGCCAAGUGCUCAAUUCCCAUGUCACCAAAGACUCACAUCAGACUACAGUAUAUGGUUUGACUUGGUUAUGUUGGACUGCAUUUUUUUUUUCCUAUCCAUCUGUCUUUUAAUUUUCUUCCACAGAAAUAUUUGGCAUUUUACUUGGACAAAAAGCCACAAUUCACAAUAAAACCCGGACUUUUUUUGUAA